Messenger RNA from Cephus cinctus (wheat stem sawfly), 7775 nucleotides. It is a transcript of the gene Prp8, whose product is annotated as pre-mRNA-processing-splicing factor 8. The coding region runs from base 188 to 7312 and encodes 2374 amino acids. The record is from RefSeq and is a predicted model, not a curated record. The transcript has 12 exons. Gene Ontology annotation, biological process: mRNA splicing, via spliceosome; spliceosomal tri-snRNP complex assembly. Gene Ontology annotation, cellular component: catalytic step 2 spliceosome; U5 snRNP. Gene Ontology annotation, molecular function: pre-mRNA intronic binding; U5 snRNA binding; U1 snRNA binding. Lineage: Eukaryota; Metazoa; Arthropoda; Insecta; Hymenoptera; Cephidae.
AAAUAGAAUCCAAUCUCGUGUAUUACAUAUACUGGGCAAUUGCAACGAGGCGAGGUGAAGCGAUGGAUGCGGUUGUAAUUUCAUUCUACAUACAAGCUUGUAGUCACGAUAAUUGUUUGCAAGCGUAGUGUUUCUAGCGUGGGCGUAAGCCACAUUCGAGGCGGAGAGGACAAUUUGUUGUGAAACAAUGUCGAUACCACCAUAUCUAUUGGGGCCCAACCCUUGGGCCACGAUGAUGGCUCAACAACAAGCACAUGCACAGCUUGCUGCUGCGCAAGCUCAUGCGCAAGCAGCAGCUCAUGCACAAGCAGCACAUCAUGCACACUUGCAUGCCAUGGCUGGACCUCCAUUACCACAAAUACCUAAGCAGCCUGAAGUACUUUCUGAGGACAAACUGCAGGAAAAGGCUCAGAAAUGGCAGCAACUCCAAUCAAAGAGAUUUGCUGAGAAACGCAAGUUUGGCUUUGUUGAUGCACAGAAGGAGGAUAUGCCUCCAGAACAUAUAAGAAAAAUUAUUCGUGAUCAUGGCGAUAUGAGCAGCAGGAAAUAUAGACAUGACAAGCGUGUUUAUUUAGGAGCUCUGAAGUACAUGCCACAUGCUGUCAUGAAACUGUUGGAAAAUAUGCCAAUGCCUUGGGAACAAAUCCGUGAUGUAAAAGUAUUGUAUCACAUUACAGGAGCCAUUACAUUUGUGAACGAAAUUCCCUGGGUUAUUGAACCAGUUUAUAUUGCUCAAUGGGGAACUAUGUGGAUAAUGAUGCGACGAGAAAAAAGAGAUCGUCGUCACUUCAAAAGAAUGAGAUUUCCACCUUUCGAUGACGAAGAACCACCACUGGAUUAUGCGGACAACGUCUUGGAUGUUGAACCUCUCGAAGCUAUUCAAAUUGAACUAGACUCCGAAGAAGAUGAAUCUGUUGCAUCCUGGUUUUACGAGCACAAGCCACUUGUUGGUACAAAACACGUCAAUGGGUCGACCUACCGUCGUUGGAAUUUAUCGUUACCGCAAAUGGCGACACUUUAUCGACUAGCAAAUCAACUUCUAACUGAUCUAGUGGAUCAGAAUUUCUUUUACCUUUUUGAUCCAAAGUCAUUCUUCACUGCAAAGGCUUUAAACAUGGCUAUUCCUGGUGGACCAAAAUUCGAGCCUUUGGUUAAAGACUCAAACGCGGCUGAUGAAGACUGGAACGAGUUUAAUGACAUUAACAAAAUUAUUAUUCGACAACCUAUUCGUACUGAAUACCGAAUUGCCUUUCCGUACUUGUACAACAACAUGCCGCACUUCGUACACCUCUCCUGGUAUCAUGCGCCGAAUGUUGUUUACAUAAAAACGGAAGAUCCUGACCUACCGGCAUUCUACUUCGAUCCUUUGAUCAAUCCAAUUUCUCACAGAAAUUCUUUAAAGACAGUGGAACCUCAAAUUGAGGACGACGAAGAUUACGUACUUCCGGAGGAAGUUCAACCAUUUCUUCAAGAAACACCCUUAUAUACAGACAAUACAGCAAAUGGUAUAGCUCUUCUCUGGGCGCCUAGGCCUUUCAAUACACGUUCUGGUAGGACACGACGAGCCAUCGACAUUCCGUUAGUGAAGUCCUGGUACCGAGAACACUGUCCACCUGGUCAACCUGUGAAAGUUCGCGUCAGUUAUCAAAAACUACUGAAGUACUUUGUACUGAAUGCUCUAAAGCAUCGACCGCCAAAACCACAGAAGAAGCGGUACUUAUUCCGUUCCUUCAAGUCAACAAAAUUUUUCCAAACAACAACAAUAGACUGGGUUGAAGCUGGAUUACAAGUUUGUCGUCAAGGAUACAACAUGUUGAAUCUUCUCAUUCAUCGAAAGAAUCUUAACUAUCUCCAUUUAGAUUACAACUUCAAUCUUAAGCCUGUGAAAACAUUGACUACCAAGGAAAGAAAAAAAUCUCGUUUCGGAAACGCUUUUCAUUUAUGCCGUGAAAUCCUCAGAUUAACUAAAUUGAUCAUUGACUCUCACGUACAGUACAGAUUGAACAAUGUUGAUGCUUUUCAAUUGGCUGACGGGCUUCAAUACAUUUUUGCUCACGUUGGACAGCUUACUGGAAUGUAUCGGUAUAAAUACAAAUUGAUGAGACAAAUCAGAAUGUGCAAAGAUCUAAAGCAUUUGAUAUACUAUCGGUUUAAUACCGGUCCCGUGGGUAAAGGUCCAGGCUGUGGAUUCUGGGCACCAGGAUGGCGCGUUUGGCUCUUCUUCAUGCGAGGUAUCACUCCUCUCUUGGAACGGUGGUUGGGUAACCUCCUCUCAAGACAAUUCGAGGGUAGACAUUCCAAGGGUGUUGCAAAAACUGUGACAAAACAGCGCGUAGAGUCGCACUUCGAUCUGGAACUUCGCGCAUCCGUGAUGCACGACAUCGUCGAUAUGAUGCCAGAAGGAAUAAAGCAGAACAAAGCCAGAACAAUUCUGCAACAUCUCAGCGAAGCAUGGAGAUGUUGGAAAGCUAAUAUCCCUUGGAAGGUACCAGGGUUACCAAUUCCAAUUGAGAAUAUGAUCCUUCGUUAUGUCAAGAUGAAGGCAGACUGGUGGACCAACACUGCCCAUUACAAUCGUGAGAGGAUAAGGCGUGGUGCCACUGUCGAUAAGACUGUGUGCAAAAAGAACCUGGGCCGACUGACUCGACUUUACUUGAAAGCUGAACAGGAACGUCAGCAUAAUUACUUGAAGGAUGGUCCUUAUAUCUCCCCAGAAGAGGCUGUAGCCAUUUAUACAACCACUGUUCACUGGCUGGAAUCAAGACGCUUUGCGCCUAUUCCUUUCCCGCCUCUGUCGUACAAACACGAUACGAAACUUCUUAUCCUAGCAUUGGAGAGACUCAAGGAAGCUUAUAGUGUCAAAUCCAGGCUUAAUCAAAGCCAGCGCGAGGAACUUGGUCUUAUCGAGCAAGCUUAUGAUAAUCCGCACGAAGCUCUGUCUAGGAUUAAACGUCACCUGCUCACCCAGAGAGCAUUCAAGGAAGUUGGAAUAGAAUUCAUGGACCUCUACAGCCAUUUGAUCCCAGUCUAUGAUGUUGAACCUCUUGAAAAGAUUACGGAUGCUUACCUGGACCAGUAUCUCUGGUACGAAGCGGAUAAGAGAAAACUUUUUCCACCGUGGGUUAAGCCAUCUGAUACCGAACCGCCGCCGUUGCUCGUCUACAAAUGGUGUCAGGGUAUCAACAAUCUUCAGGAAGUCUGGGAUGUGAGCGAAGGCGAAUGCAACGUCCUUCUAGAGUCGAAAUUCGAAAAGCUCUACGAGAAGAUUGAUUUGACGCUUCUAAAUAGGUUAAUGAGACUCAUUGUUGAUCAUAACAUAGCUGAUUAUAUCUCGGCAAAGAAUAACGUGGUGAUUAAUUACAAGGAUAUGAACCACACUAAUAGUUAUGGAAUAAUCAGAGGACUUCAGUUUGCAUCCUUCAUAGCUCAGUAUUACGGUCUGGUGCUGGACCUUUUAGUUUUGGGAUUGCAAAGAGCAAGUGAAAUGGCUGGACCACCUCAGAUGCCAAAUGAUUUCCUAACGUUCCAGGAUGUCGCAUCCGAAACAGCACAUCCUAUUCGGCUGUAUUGUCGAUACGUAGAUAGGAUACAUCUAUUCUUGAGAUUUUCUGCAGAAGAGGCCCGUGAUUUAAUUCAACGUUAUCUCACGGAACAUCCUGAUCCUAAUAACGAGAAUAUUGUCGGCUACAAUAACAAGAAGUGCUGGCCUCGGGAUGCUAGGAUGCGGCUCAUGAAACACGACGUGAAUCUUGGUCGUGCUGUUUUCUGGGACAUUAAAAAUCGUCUUCCUAGAUCCACAACUACCAUUCAGUGGGAGAACAGUUUUGUGAGUGUAUACAGCAAGGAUAAUCCCAACUUGCUCUUUAACAUGAGUGGCUUUGAAUGUCGCAUUUUACCCAAAUGCAGAACGACUCAUGAGGAAUUCACUCAUCGUGAUGGCGUAUGGAAUCUUCAGAAUGAAAUAACUAAAGAAAGGACAGCACAGUGUUUCUUACGAGUGGAUGAUGAGAGUCUUCAAAGAUUCCAUAAUAGGGUUCGGCAGAUCCUUAUGGCUUCCGGUUCUACUACGUUCACCAAAAUUGUGAACAAGUGGAAUACUGCUCUAAUUGGUCUAAUGACUUACUUCAGGGAAGCUGUAGUCAACACUCAGGAGCUUCUUGAUCUGCUGGUCAAGUGCGAAAAUAAAAUUCAGACUAGGAUUAAGAUUGGACUGAAUUCAAAAAUGCCUUCAAGAUUUCCUCCUGUAGUCUUUUAUACUCCAAAGGAAUUGGGUGGACUUGGUAUGCUGUCCAUGGGACACGUACUUAUUCCUCAGUCUGAUUUAAGAUGGUCCAAGCAAACUGAUGUGGGAAUAACUCACUUUCGGUCUGGUAUGAGCCACGACGAAGAUCAGUUAAUUCCGAAUUUGUAUAGAUAUAUUCAACCAUGGGAAUCUGAGUUCAUUGACUCUCAAAGAGUUUGGGCUGAGUACGCACUCAAGAGGCAGGAAGCUAACGCACAAAAUCGUCGAUUGACUCUUGAGGAUUUGGAGGAUAGUUGGGAUCGUGGUAUACCCAGGAUAAAUACCCUCUUCCAAAAGGAUAGACACACCUUGGCUUAUGAUAAAGGCUGGAGGAUUCGUACAGAGUUCAAACAGUAUCAAGUAUUGAAACAAAAUCCAUUCUGGUGGACCCAUCAGCGCCAUGACGGAAAGCUCUGGAACUUGAAUAACUACAGAACAGACAUGAUUCAAGCUCUUGGAGGAGUUGAAGGUAUCCUCGAGCACACGCUUUUUAAAGGAACAUAUUUCCCAACCUGGGAAGGUCUUUUCUGGGAGAAGGCAUCUGGCUUCGAGGAAUCCAUGAAAUAUAAAAAAUUGACUAAUGCACAGCGUUCUGGUUUGAACCAGAUUCCAAACCGUCGAUUUACACUUUGGUGGUCACCUACCAUCAACCGUGCCAACGUCUACGUAGGUUUCCAGGUACAGCUGGAUUUGACUGGAAUUUUCAUGCACGGUAAAAUUCCAACUUUGAAGAUUUCCCUUAUUCAAAUUUUCCGUGCCCAUUUGUGGCAAAAGGUCCACGAGUCCAUUGUUAUGGAUUUAUGUCAAGUUUUCGAUCAAGAACUGGAUGCUUUGGAAAUUGAAACUGUUCAGAAAGAAACUAUCCAUCCCAGGAAGUCUUAUAAGAUGAAUUCUUCCUGCGCUGACAUUUUACUAUUCUCAGCAUACAAAUGGAAUGUAUCAAGACCGUCCUUACUUGCGGAUUCAAAAGAUUUGAUGGACAACACAACAACUCAGAAAUACUGGAUCGACGUGCAACUUCGCUGGGGUGAUUACGAUUCUCACGACAUUGAAAGAUAUGCCAGGGCCAAAUUUUUGGAUUACACCACCGAUAACAUGUCAAUUUAUCCGUCACCUACUGGACUACUGAUAGCCAUUGACUUAGCCUACAACCUGCACAGUGCAUAUGGAAAUUGGUUCCCUGGUUGCAAGCCACUGAUACAACAGGCGAUGGCUAAGAUUAUGAAAGCUAAUCCGGCCUUGUAUGUGCUUCGUGAAAGAAUUAGAAAAGCUCUUCAAUUAUACUCCUCGGAACCUACCGAACCUUAUUUAUCUUCACAGAACUAUGGAGAGCUCUUCUCAAAUCAGAUCAUUUGGUUCGUCGAUGACACCAACGUAUAUCGUGUCACAAUUCAUAAAACCUUUGAAGGAAAUUUAACAACAAAACCAAUCAAUGGAGCCAUCUUCAUUUUCAAUCCAAGAACUGGGCAGCUCUUCUUGAAGAUCAUUCACACUUCAGUAUGGGCAGGUCAGAAACGUCUAGGUCAGCUGGCCAAAUGGAAGACUGCCGAAGAAGUUGCAGCCUUGAUUCGCUCUUUACCAGUUGAAGAACAACCAAAACAAAUUAUUGUAACGAGAAAAGGAAUGUUGGAUCCGUUGGAAGUCCAUUUAUUGGACUUUCCCAAUAUUGUGAUCAAGGGUUCAGAACUUCAAUUACCAUUCCAGGCUUGUUUGAAGGUUGAAAAAUUCGGCGACCUCAUUCUUAAAGCCACGGAACCACAAAUGGUCUUGUUCAAUCUCUAUGAUGAUUGGUUGAAGACAAUAUCCUCUUACACAGCCUUCUCCAGAUUGAUCCUUAUACUUCGUGCUCUUCAUGUGAACACAGAAAGAACCAAGGUGGUUUUAAAACCAGACAAAACUACCAUAACUGAACCACAUCACAUCUGGCCUUCCCUGACAGACGAUGAAUGGAUCAAGGUUGAAGUUCAGCUGAAGGAUCUGAUCCUGGCAGACUACGGCAAGAAAAACAACGUCAAUGUCGCAUCCUUGACGCAAUCCGAAAUCCGUGAUAUCAUUCUUGGUAUGGAGAUAAGUGCUCCAUCUGCUCAGCGUCAACAAAUUGCUGAAAUUGAAAAACAAACCAAGGAACAAUCUCAGCUCACAGCUACCACCACGAGGACUGUCAAUAAACAUGGUGAUGAAAUAAUCACUGCGACAACUUCAAAUUAUGAAACUCAAACAUUCAGCUCCAAAACUGAAUGGCGAGUUAGAGCUAUUUCAGCAACAAAUCUUCAUCUUCGCACCAAUCACAUUUAUGUAUCUUCUGACGACAUCAAAGAAACUGGUUACACGUAUAUUCUUCCUAAGAAUGUACUCAAGAAGUUUGUUACCAUAUCAGAUCUUCGAGCUCAGAUCGCAGGUUAUCUCUAUGGUAUAAGUCCACCGGACAACCCGCAAGUGAAGGAAAUUCGAUGUAUUGUCAUGGCUCCUCAAUGGGGUACGCAUCAGACAGUUCAUCUACCAAAUACAUUACCAAAUCAUCAGUAUCUCAAAGAAAUGGAACCAUUGGGCUGGAUUCACACGCAGCCAAAUGAAUUGCCACAAUUGUCACCACAAGAUAUUUCAACUCAUGCACGAGUCAUGGCAGAAAAUCCAGCUUGGGACGGAGAAAAGACUAUCGUUAUUACUUGCAGUUUUACUCCAGGAUCCUGCUCUCUUACUGCUUACAAACUUACGCCCAGUGGAUUCGAAUGGGGUAAACAGAAUACUGACAAAGGAAACAAUCCAAAGGGAUACCUUCCUAGUCACUAUGAAAAGGUACAAAUGUUACUAUCAGAUCGGUUCCUUGGAUUUUUCAUGGUACCCAGUCAAGGUUCAUGGAAUUACAACUUCAUGGGUGUCAGACACGAUCCCAACAUGAAAUACGAAUUACAACUGGCAAAUCCAAAAGAGUUCUAUCAUGAAGUACAUCGACCUGCCCAUUUCUUGAAUUUCUCAAGUCUUGAAGAUGGUGACGGCGUCGGUGCGGACCGCGAAGACAUGUACGCGUAACUAUCUUACGGUGAAGAAUGUAGUUCCAUUUUUAUAAGAGUUGUACUUUAUGGUGCAAAAAGUGACAGUCGAGAUGUUCAACUGCACAUGAAUACUUUUUUUCUUUUAUAUGCUUGUACAUAAUUCUCAUUUCAUUAAUCGAUUCUUUAGAUACGCUCAAGUAUUUACAUAUUUGAGAUAUACUGUGCGAAUGGCGGCAUAAAAGUGUAGCGUUUAUACAGUACGAAGUAAUAGAACGUUCCGAGCUUUUCAUUUCACUUAUUUAAUUAGGAGCUCGAAAUUUUUAAUGGCUGUUUGAGUCCAGUGAAAUCCACAUAUAUUUGUAUUUUUUUCACAGUUAAUUAAUUACCUAAUCUAAAACAAUUUUAUUCUCCAUAUGAAUUUAAUUAAUUAUCAACAAGAUAAGAUUGUACUGGACGUGCGAAUGUACUUUGGCUAAAUAAAUAAAUUAAAGAUAGCAUGA